This is a messenger RNA of Photinus pyralis (common eastern firefly), 1578 nucleotides long. RefSeq lists its product as uncharacterized. Bases 29 to 1549 code for a protein of 506 amino acids. Lineage: Eukaryota; Metazoa; Arthropoda; Insecta; Coleoptera; Lampyridae. The record is from RefSeq and is a predicted model, not a curated record. The transcript is spliced from 2 exons.
CAUCUGUGUCAAUACAUUUAACACCAAGAUGUACUUUGCACUGUACCAGUGCCAACUAUCGCGACAAAUUUCUACAAAACAACCAACGCUGAAUAUUCCUAAAACAGUUUUUCCACCCAAUAUCUUUCUCGAAGAUGAAAUAAGUCAACUAAAAGAACCAGAGGAGCCCAUACAACGUCCUACAUUCAAAUCAAAUUUAAAUAAAGACUUAGAAAUGAUCAUAGCCAAACUAAAGUCGCCAUCAAUUGAUGAAAGCUUGAAAAUCACUACAUACACGCAGGUAUAUUUAAUAAUUUGCAGGUGUUUCUAUAAAAUUGAAAACGACAUCGAGAGAUUAAAGCAUAAAAUGAAGGUAAACAAACACACUGUCUACCCUAAACUCAAACCUUACAACAUUCAUCACAACUGUGAAACUCCCCUCCAAGUGUUUUUAAAACCCCCAUUAAUCGAAAAUAUCACCAACAAAGAGCAUAAACCUGCUAAUGCAACCAUUCAAGAUUUACCGGCGAAAGAUUGUAAAACGAGGUUCAAUCUAUAUUUUAAUACGACGCAAACAUCAGCGGUUCCUUUAAAAGGCAAAAAUGUCCCAAGCAAGCCACCUAGUAAACCAAAAUCGUCCAGCCAAAAAGAGGUAAAGAAACUAGAGGACUCUGACGACGACGGCUAUCCUGUAGACGAACAUUUUGACCCCUAUGCUCACAUUGUGACGGUACCUAACAAACACUUGAAAUCUGAAAGCGAAACUGUCAUCGAAGAAAUUGUCGAUGAAGGGACGAUUCCACCACCAGCUGUUCUCUGCCAGUUUAAUUUCAACCUGUAUGUUAUAAUCUACGUAUACCUUACAGAAGCCGUCGAGAGCAUUGCGGAUUUAUUAGAACUUCGCUCAUUUAAAGAGACACCUUAUCCAGUAAUUAAAGAAAUCGAACAACCAAACCAUACAAGAAGACUAAUUGAUUUAAAAAGCCUUAUCAUUCAAGAAAACCUGGAAAAUUUGAAGGCAAAGGUUAUAUUGUACAACUAUCGUAAAGCUUCAAAAUUAAACUGGGAGAAAAUGGAGAUGGAAAGACAAUUAAAAUCGACAAAUUCGGAUUCUUCUAUGUGGACCGUUUUACAAUCAUAUAAAGGGAAGGUGGAGAAAUAUAAUGACAAACCUGUAAGUUACCCGGUUAAUAUAUAUGAGGGAGAUAUACAACAAAUGUAUGACAAAGUUCAGCAUGUUACUGAGGCGACAUCGACAAUAGAUGCUAAAGUAGAUCGACUUUUACCAGACCACCGAAACACAGCCACCCAAAAAGUGUACAGUAAGGAAGAUGAAGUGGACGAUUUGGAAGCUUAUAUAGAGAAGGUUAAAAGUGAAACUUCCGUUCAUAGUUUGUACGAUUUUAAAUUUAGUAAAGAAACGCAGAAGAAUAUUGAUGACCAUGCUUCCUAUCAGGAGCAUUUUUAUUACUCGCUGUCGAAUAGUGAAUUGAGCGAGUUUUCGAUCGAUUCAGAACAAAGUGAUGAAGAUACCUGCAGUGAGAUAACAAAUUCUUGUUGUAAAAAUUAAAGACAAUCUAUUUACAGUAGCUGUUUUUU